UCAGCACCGACAAUUUUUUUAUAUUUGAUUUCUACAGCGGGCAGUUUUGUUUUUUUAUUUUGUAAAAACUGCAGAUGGUUAAAGGUAUUCCAGUACCUUGUUGAAUCGAACAAGACCUAAAGAUGUUGAGAGCUGGUUUUCAAAAAUUGCACACAGUUGCUUUGAACCGUUCUGUUCAAGGUGUCACUUCAAAAACUGUUAUUGCCACAAGUACAAGGACACAGAGCACAGAUAAUCGUAUUGAAGUAUUUGUUAACGACCAAUCUGUGUGGGUGGAACCAGGUAGUACAGUGUUGCAAGCUUGUGAAAUAGCUGGGAUUCAAAUUCCAAGGUUUUGUUAUCAUGAUCGUCUGUCAGUCGCUGGAAACUGCAGAAUGUGUCUGGUGGAGAUUGAAAAAUCACCUAAGCCUCAAGCCUCAUGUGCAAUGCCGGUAAUGAAAGGAAUGAGAAUUAAGCCAGACUCUGAUGUUUCCAAGAAAGCAAGGGAAGGGGUGAUGGAGUUUUUGCUUGCUAACCAUCCACUUGAUUGCCCAAUAUGUGAUCAAGGUGGUGAAUGCGACUUGCAGGAUCAAUCAAUGAUGUUUGGUUCAGAUAGAAGCCGAUUCCUCGAGUCGAAAAGAGCAGUUGAGGAUAAAAACAUCGGACCUCUGAUUAAAACAAUUAUGACCAGGUGUAUUCAAUGCACAAGAUGUGUCAGAUUUGCUGAUGAGAUAGCUGGUGUUUCCGACCUAGGUACGACAGGUCGUGGCAACGAUAUGCAGAUUGGAACUUAUGUUGAAAAGAUGUUUACCUCCGAACUUUCUGGAAAUGUAAUUGACAUCUGCCCAGUUGGUGCCCUCACUGCUAAACCAUCAGCAUUCACUGCAAGACCAUGGGAGACCAGAAAAACAGAGUCCGUUGAUGUCCUUGAUGCUGUUGGAAGUAACAUUGUUGUUUCAACACGAACUGGAGAUGUGCUGAGAAUUCUACCAAGACUUAAUGAAGAAAUUAACGAGGAAUGGAUAUCUGAUAAGACAAGAUUUGCGUAUGAUGGUUUAAAACGACAGCGAUUAACGCAGCCCAUGAUAAGAGAUGGUGAAGGCAAACUAAGCACGUGUUUGUGGGUGGAUGCUUUGCCUCUUGUUGCAGAAAAGCUGAUGUCGACAUCUCCUGAAAAAAUCUCAGCUUUGGUUGGAGGUUUUGCUGACGCUGAAACACUUGUGUGCCUCAAAGAUCUGCUUAAUAGAGUGGAUAGUGAAGGACUAUGUACAGAGGAAUUGUUUGUAGCAGAUGGAUCUGGCACGGACCUUCGAUCAAACUAUUUACUGAACACGAGAAUCUCUGGUGUAGAAGAAGCUGAUCUUAUUCUCUUGAUUGGAACAAACCCGAGAUAUGAAGCUCCCAUGUUCAACGCUCGUAUUCGAAAAGCAUGGAUUCACAAUGAAGUAAGCGUUGCUGUUGUUGGAAGUAAAGUCGAUCUCACUUAUUCGUAUGAACAUCUUGGGGACUCUAUUCAAACAUUAAAACAAUUAUCUGACGGCACUCAUCCAUUUUCAGCUAAACUGAAAGCGGCAAAAAAUCCCAUUGUAGUUGUUGGUAGUGAAGUGUUUAGCAGACAGGAUGGGGGUGGUGUUCACGCUGCUGUAUCAACCAUUGCACAAAAAGCAAGAAUCUCAUCAGCAGCAAACAGGGGUGGGACAGAUGAUUGGAAAGUAUUGAAUGUUUUGCAAAAGGUUGCUAGUCAAGUGGCUGCAUUAGAUCUCGGGUACAAAGCAGGUGCGGAUCAUAUCCGGAGCAAUCCUCCAUCUCUCCUCUUCCUCCUAGGAGCAGAUGGAGGAGUGGUGGAUCGCCAAAAUCUUCCAAAGGAUUGUUUUGUUGUCUAUAUUGGAACACACGGUGAUGUUUCUGCUCCAUUUGCCGACGUCAUUCUACCAUCAGCGGCUUACACGGAAAAAUCAGCCACAUAUGUGAACACAGAGGGCAGAGCUCAACAAUCUCAGGCUGCAGUUUCUCCACCAGGAAGCGCUAGAGAGGACUGGAAGAUAAUCCGUGCUUUAUCGGAAGUUGCCGGGGUUACUUUGCCGUAUGACGACCUUGAUUCAAUGAGGUCGCGUAUGGGUGAGAUCGCCCCGAAUUUAACCCGCUAUAAUUCAGUUGAAGGUGCUAAUUAUUUCAAACAGGCUCAUGAACUCGCUAAGCUGGCAAAGCCAAAACUGUUGGACGCACCACUUUCAUCAUCUCAACUUGUGCUUGCUGACUUUUAUAUGACAGAUUCGAUUACAAGAGCAUCAAAAACAAUGGCAAAAUGUGUGAAAGCUGCAUCAGAAGGACUGUCACCAGAUCUAUAAAUUGAAUAAUAUGUAAAAUUGUGGCCAUUCAAAAGUUUGUAUUUAUUUUUUUGUCCUUGAACAGAGUACCAUUGGUUAUUUGUGGUGUGUCCUUGAAAAAGUUCUGAAAAUAAAUAUUUAUAUCUGAA
This is a messenger RNA of Ciona intestinalis (vase tunicate), 2455 nucleotides long. The record is from RefSeq and is a predicted model, not a curated record. Lineage: Eukaryota; Metazoa; Chordata; Ascidiacea; Phlebobranchia; Cionidae.